AAAAACCCUAGGUGUGCGGACGAAAGGGAGCCACGCAGAAGGUUACAACAGGUCAGGAAUAAAUAACCACCAGGCGGAGGAUCCCAGAUUCCGUCCUUCCUUUUGUUGGAUGAGGAGUGCCAGGCAAACGCGUCCACAAAGGCUUCGGAAGGAAGCGGCUCGCCUGUCCACACCCGGCUCCUGCCCCGGUAGUACAGGCAUGGAUGGGAAGAAAUGCAGCGUAUGGAUGUUCCUACCUCUUGUAUUUACUUUGUUUACUUCAGCUGGAUUGUGGAUAGUAUACUUCAUAGCUGUGGAAGAUGACAAAAUUUUACCAUUAAAUUCAGCUGAAAGGAAACCUGGUGUGAAGCAUGCACCAUAUAUAAGCAUUGCAGGUGAUGAUCCUCCUGCAAGCUGUGUGUUUAGUCAAGUUAUGAACAUGGCGGCCUUCCUAGCCCUUGUGGUAGCUGUUCUGCGCUUCAUACAACUGAAACCGAAGGUUUUAAACCCGUGGCUGAAUAUUAGUGGAUUGGUGGCGCUGUGUCUGGCUUCCUUCGGAAUGACCUUACUUGGUAAUUUUCAGCUCACGAAUGAUGAAGAAAUCCAUAACGUCGGAACUUCCUUGACCUUUGGAUUUGGCACGUUGACCUGCUGGAUCCAGGCUGCGCUGACACUCAAAGUCAACAUCAAGAAUGAAGGACGGAAAGUUGGAAUUCCACGAGUUAUUCUGUCGGCGUCUAUCACUCUCUGUGUGGUCCUCUACUUCAUCCUCAUGGCCCAAAGCAUCCACAUGUACGCAGCCAGGGUCCAGUGGGGCCUGGUCAUGUGCUUCCUGUCUUAUUUUGGCACCUUUGCCGUGGAGUUCCGGCAUUACCGCUAUGAGAUUGUUUGCUCUGAGUACCAGGAGAAUUUCCUAAGCUUCUCAGAAAGCCUGUCAGAAGCUUCUGAAUAUCAGACUGACCAGGUGUAACCCAUCAGAUUUUCCUUGCUGGUGAGGUGGGUGUGACGGUGGGGGAGGGGCCAGUAGGACACACUCACGGGACUUGACACAGAACCUCAUUUCUCAAACACACACACACACACACACACACGUUCAUGGCCACAUUUGCCAAAUGAGCUUUUCAGGGCGAGUUAUUUCUUUAAUGAAAAAGCACAAGCCCUUAUGUGUCGACAUACACGCUGUUACACUGAAAAUAUAUGCACGACAGAGCAAGAAGCUUGUGCAUGAUCACUUCUUAUCCUUCCCCUUCCCAGCACUCCCUCCUCUUCCCAUUCUCUCCACAUGUCUCAAGCACCCUACUGAGUAGGGCAGGCCAAAUGUUCCUGGGGAGUAAUGCCAACUCCCGAAGUUGCCUUCAGGUCCAAAGGGCUUGGAACCAGCUCGUGAGAAAGUUCUGAAUCUGGCACUAAUAUUCUUGAAUGGAUAAUAGUGUAUCAUUGAAUAGGACAGAAAUUGUAUUGAGAUGUGACCCUGUGUCGCCUGUGGAAAGGCAUGGUGACUAGAACUUACCCACGAAAGCCCCCUUCGUUGUGGUUCAGUGGUCGGCUGCGUGGAUCCCAGGAGAGACAUGUGCCACAGACCGUGAAAGCAAAGCCCUCCACCAUGAUCUGGACUGGAUGCACUGUAACUGAGAAUGAUUUCCAAAUGUGAAUAUGUAUAGGGACGUGGUCUGCCAGGCCCGGAACAAGAAGGGGGCAGUGAAGGUAUGGUUUAGUGUUUGCUUUCAUAGUAUGCCAUGUACAAUGUUUUACAUUUCAUAGUUUAUUUUUCUUUUAAGUAACUACCAUGAGUCUCUCUAAGCCUCAUGGACAAAGAUGUAGACCAAAUGCAAGAGCUGAGCUUGCUUUGGGUUCAACCAUAAUCAAAGAAGAACAGAGGUCACCGGCAGGCUUACAUUGGAAGCUAUGAAAAUAUCACAGAAAAAUGGAAAGAAAUAUGGAUGUGCAGAGGUAAUAAAAAGAGCUGCUGCUGGACAUUUAUCAAA
Piliocolobus tephrosceles (Ugandan red Colobus) is the source of this 1964-nucleotide messenger RNA. It is a transcript of the gene TMEM150C, whose product is annotated as transmembrane protein 150C. Lineage: Eukaryota; Metazoa; Chordata; Mammalia; Primates; Cercopithecidae. The record is from RefSeq and is a predicted model, not a curated record. Bases 110 to 949 code for a protein of 279 amino acids. The transcript is spliced from 8 exons. Gene Ontology annotation, cellular component: plasma membrane.